AAUAAAAUAUAAAUAAUUUGUUGCGUUAAACGUUGCAUGUUUACAAACUGUUAUUAUUUGUCCAUUACAUUUGACACUUAAUGGACAAUUAUUGAGAAUUGUGUUGGUACACAUACAAUUUUGAAACAUUUUUGAAACUUUGCCAGAGUUGGUUCGAUUAUCUCAGGUGUCAAUCUCUGUUCUGAGUAUUAUUGAAGAGUGUUGCUGAAUAAUUUCAUAUUUGUAUAAGAAAGAACAAGUGUAAACAACAAUCCUAUAAAUAAAAAAAAGAACAAAAAACUACAUCAAACAUGAAAGUAAUGAUUAUAAGUCUAGUCAUUUUGACAGCUGUUUACAAAAUUAAAGCCGUUGAAUCCCAUCUUCAAUGCUGGCAUUGUGGUUCGGAUACAAUUGGAGCUGAAGACUUUUGUGGCAAUGAAUUCAUGGAAAGCAACAUACCCGACUUGCUGAAGGAUCGCAAUAUCAGUGUAUUACGCAGCUGCAAUAGCACCAUCAAUUCGGAACAUGAAAGAGCCGUCUGUCGCAAGACCAUUGAAAAAAUAAAUGGCAAAGAAGUGGUCAAGCGUUUCUGUUACUACACCAGUAAAUCCGAUGCUCUGGAUCACUGUAAAAACGAACCCACCGAAAAGAAUGUUCGUCGAGACUUUUGUGAGGAUUGUCUGACCGACAAGUGCAAUGACGCAUUUAAAUUCAAUAUUUCAUGGAGUAUUUUCCUAACUGCCACUUUGCUAACAUUACUUUUAGCAUACAAAACUCAAAGAGUUUAAAUUAAGAGAAAAAAAAAGAAACUAAUAACUAAAACUUAAAAAUUUCCAGAAAAGACAAUUCCAUGUUCAAGAAUAAAAACCAAUUAUUGUAUAAGUGAACAGAGAAAGCAA
Messenger RNA from Calliphora vicina (urban bluebottle blowfly), 878 nucleotides. RefSeq names its product target of wit (gene twit). The coding region runs from base 291 to 767 and encodes 158 amino acids. NCBI's taxonomy places the organism in Eukaryota, Metazoa, Arthropoda, Insecta, Diptera, Calliphoridae. The transcript is spliced from 3 exons. Gene Ontology annotation, biological process: regulation of synaptic transmission, cholinergic; positive regulation of voltage-gated potassium channel activity; sleep. The record is from RefSeq and is a predicted model, not a curated record.